Dioscorea cayenensis subsp. rotundata (Guinea yam) is the source of this 1693-nucleotide messenger RNA. RefSeq lists its product as uncharacterized. The record is from RefSeq and is a predicted model, not a curated record. Bases 133 to 1407 code for a protein of 424 amino acids. The transcript has a single exon. Lineage: Eukaryota; Viridiplantae; Streptophyta; Magnoliopsida; Dioscoreales; Dioscoreaceae.
UCUCUCUCUCUCUCUCUCUCUCUCAUCUUCACACCUCUUUAAACCUUCCUCCUCCAUCUCCCCCUUUUCUUCAUAUCACAUCCUCCUCCACCUUCACUUCAUUAACACCUUCAAUCAAGAAACAUCAUCACCAUGCCAUCAUACACACCUCCCACCACCACCACCACCACCACCACCACCACCAAACCAGACCUCCAAACUCUCAUCUCAACCUCUCUCCCAUUCCUCCACAACGACCUCCCUUCAAUCCACCCUUCUCUCCCAUCCCUCAUCUCCACCCUCAUCUCUUCCGGCGCCGCCGACUGCUGGCACAAACACUCCACCUUCUUCUCCCACCUCCUCUCCGUCCACCGCAUCCUCUCUCUCUGGUCCUCUUCCUCUUCCUCUUCCCCUCUCCCUCUCGCCGGCCUCUUCCACUCCGCCUACUCCAACUCCUACGUCAACCUCGCUAUCUUCCCUCCCACCUCCUCUUCCCGCGCAACUCUCACCUCUCUCCUCACUCCCUCCGUCGAGCGUCUCGUCCAUCUCUUCUGCGUCAUCCCUCGCCAUCUCCUCAUCCACGACCUUCUCCUCUCUCACUUCCCUUCCGACGACGAUCUCCGCCACCACCUUCUCCUUUCCCUUGACCCUUCUCAACUUUCAUGGCGUCUCAAAAUCCAAUCUUUCCUCCCUUCCCAAGGUCUCACUCUCAAACACAUCAGGACCGGGGAAGACGUCCAUCUCUCUCGCCGUGUCAUCGCCGCUUUCCUCCUCAUGACCAUGGCUGACUUCAGUGACCAGCUUUUCAGUUUCCAGGACCAGCUCUUCAACAACGACAACGGCAGACUUGAGUUCUCCGGCAAUAACUUCACUUCUCUCUGGCCUGGAGACGGCAAACCUGGGUUAUGGAUGAACUCUAUUUCAAGAAUGGGAGCUUUGUUCAGACUUAUAGUUAGAGAAGAAGAGGUUUUCAUUGAGGAAAGAAGGAGAGCAGGAGGAGUGGAAGUGGAUAAAGAGAGAGAUGAAGACUUAGAACUGGUUAUCCCUCCAGUGUUUGAGAGUUGCACUGAAGUAUUAGGAACAGAGGAACAAAAGGAAGGGAGAGAGUUAUACUGGGAAGCAGUUUGUAGUGGAAGUGGAGGAGAAAAAGAAGAGAAGUUGUUGAAGAAGAGUUGUGAGAAGAACCCUUUUGUAGGGGAACCUCAUAUAGUUUUAGGGCAGGUUUGUUUAGGGUUGGGGAAGUAUGAGGAAGCUGAGAAGGAGGUGGAGAAAGGGUUGAGGUUGGUGUUGGAGUGGGGGAGUAGUUGGGAUAAGAGAAUUGGGUGGGAAGGGUGGGUGGCUUGGGGAAGAGUGUUGUUGAUGAAGGCUAAGGAGAAGGAUUGGCCUAAUACUUCAUGGGGGAUACUUAAUCUUGGCCUUGUCAGAUGAGUACUGCAUGUGCUACCUCUUGGUUUUAGGGUUAGGGUUUUUUCUUGAAAGGGUUGCUGUGUUUAGUCUACUGUGUCCGUAGAAUCUACGGAUGUUUGUGUUUCAAUCAUUGGGUUGAAAUCUAAUAGCUGCAUAUCAUCUUUUAUAUAAAUAUGUAUGAUGUGGCUUUUAUUAGAAUUGAAUUUUACGGAUGUUUGUGUUUCAGUGUGUUUCAGUCAUGAGAUUGAAAUCUAAUGACUGUAGAUCAUCUUUUAUAUAAAUAUGCAUGUUGUGGCUUUUAUUAGAA